AUGGCAAUAGCAAACACUCAUAAUAGGGCAAGACAUUCUAGGCCUAAAAUGCCCAAAUCGAAGCCUUUCGAUGCGGAGAAAGGUUCUAAAGAACUUGAAAAUUUUAUAUGGGAUAUGGAGCAAUGCUUCAGUGUGGCUAAGAUUAGGGUAGUUGACCAAGUUGAUAUCACAAUGAUGUAUCUCAUAGGUGCUGUUAAGUUAUGGUGGAGGAAAAGGAUAAAAGAGGACUUGAAUGCUGAACAUUCUAAAAUUAAGAUUUGGGAUCGUUUCAAGAAAAAAUUAAAAGAGAAAUUUCUAUCAAGCAAUACAUCAUGGAUUGCAAGGGAGGAAAUGAAGAAGCUUAGGCAUGAGAAGUCAGUUCAGGAGUAUGUUAAAAGCUUCAUUUCUUUGAUUCUCAACAUCAAGAAUAUGUUUGAAGAAGAUAAGCUCUCCAACUUCUUGUUAGUUGCUGCUGUUGUGGUUGCUGAAGAAGAAUCGAAUAAUCAAGGGCGGAGAACAGGGUAUCGUGGCUCUAUUCUUGGCCACAAUAUUGUCAAUUGUAAUAGAAAGGAAGGUGAGUUAAGGUUAUAUAAUGAUUAUUUUGCUGAAAAUCCUAAAUUCACUGAAACUCAAUUUCGAAGAAGAUUUAGGAUGAGUCAUCUUCUUUCUCUUCGGAUCGCAAAUGCAAUGGAAGCUCAUAAUCCAUAUUUCAAACAAAGGACAGAUGCUCUUGGUGUUCUUGGUUUAUCUUGUCUUCAAAAUGUAACUACAGCUCACAGAAUACUUGCAUAUGGUAUUCCUGCAGAUCUUACUGAUGAAUAUCUUCAAAUUGGAGAAAGCACUGUGAUAGAAAGUCUUAAAGCUUUCGUCAAAGCAAUCGUAGAAGUUUUUGGUGAUUGGUAUCUAAGGGCACCAAACGAGGCUGAUUUUUAUCGAUUAUUAUCAAUUGGAGAGCAGUGUGGAUUUCCUGCUGAAGGUCGUACUGCUCUUAUCAAUUAUACAAUUAAUGGGCAUGAAUAUACAAUGGGAUACUAUUUAGCAGAUGUGAUUUAUUCUAAUUGGUCAACUUUUGUUAAGACAAUCCCAAAGCCAUUAGGAGCAAAGAGAAAAUAUUUUGCAAGUAAGCAAGAGUCUGCAAGAAAGGAUGUAGAGCGGGCAUUUGGGGUGCUCCAAUCUCGUUUUGCAAUUGUACGUGGACCUGUUCGAUAUUGGGAUGAAGAAACGCUUGCAAAUAUUAUGAAAGCUUGCAUAAUAAUGCAUAAUAUGAUUAUUGAGGAUGAAAGAGCAAUGAACCUUGGAUUUGACCAUGAACGUGAAGUCAAUUCCUUUAUAUCAGUGUCACAUGGUGAAAUACUAGAACUACAUGAUUUUCUUCAAACUCAUAAUCAAAUCAGGGAUAGAGCAACUAGUUCUCAACUAUAA
Molecule: messenger RNA, 1401 nt
Organism: Populus nigra (black poplar)
Lineage: Eukaryota; Viridiplantae; Streptophyta; Magnoliopsida; Malpighiales; Salicaceae
Exons: 3
Coding region: 1-1401 (466 amino acids)
Source: RefSeq, a predicted model, not a curated record